AUGGCGAUAACAAACCUACUAGAGAAUAAUGCCCAUCAUUCAGAAGUACAUACCUCAAAGACAAAGAUCCUCUUUGUGGUGAUAAUGUUUGUCAUUUCAUUAGCCCUGUUUGUCAUGCAGACUGAGCUCACGUCCCAGGCUUACCAACUUGGCUUCGGCGAACCAAUGAUUCUUUUAUUGGUCACCCAUGGAUCAUGGUGGACUCUUUGGCCAUUACAAGCAAUAUUCGCUUCGUUAUGGCGUACGUUUGGCAAGACCUUGCGAAAGAACCGUCGUUCCGAAGUCACGGCCCGAUCCGGAUUACAAUAUCUGAGAUUAGAUGAACACAACAUUGAACAACAACGACAAACACUUGAGAUCCCCCCUACAAAAGGGAACUUCUACGAGUAUUUCAAGAAAUGUAUAGUCAAGCAGUUUCAUAAUAUCUACCAUACAUCUAUUUUGAUUUACGAAGCAAACAUUAACGGCAAUAGAAGCACCACGAACUUGAACCAAAUUAUUGAAAGCAGCCCUCACAUUUCAUCCUCAAGCUCAGUCUCUGACUGUAUAGCGACAUUUGUUCAUUCAAGCCCUAUAAAGUAUGUCAUAACCCGUGCAUUCUUAAUCACACUUGUUCUUACCGUGGCUGGAUUCACUUGGUAUGGAGCCAUGUCAAUGACGUACGCGUCUGACGUCACUGCCAUUUACAACUGUUCUGCAUUUACUGCCUAUGCAUUCUCAGUUCCUUUACUUCAUGAGAAGUUUUCCUGGUUAAAAGCAAGUUCAGUGAUUAUUGCUAUUUCUGGGGUAUUCCUUGUGGCAUACUCUGGCAGCGACAAAGCCUCUAACCCAGAUGAAGCACUUUACCCCUACCGAUUCUGGGGAAACCUCAUAAUAUUAGUCGGUGCAGUCUUGUACGGAUACUAUGAGGUAACGUACAAGAAAUACUUGUGUAUCCCACCGCAUUUAUCCAAAAUCAUCACACCUAGAAGACAACUGACCUUUGCCAAUUUCGUCAUGGGGCUUUUCGGAUUCUUCACUUUUGUAAUCAUCGCAUGCAUGAUCAUCUUUGCCCAAGUGUUCCACAUCCAUUCAUUCAACUUCCGUGAUUAUGGCGAGCAUACACGCACAAUCUGGAUUUACAUCUCCGGGUCAAUCAUAAGCAAUUUGCUAUUCAGUGCGUCAUUCUUGACACUUAUGGCAUUGACCAGUCCCGUACUUUCAUCCGUGAGUUCACUAUUGACAAUAUUCUUGAUUGGUAUAGUCGAGUGGUGGGUGUUUGGAAAUAAAUUGGGGUUCCAGCAGUUGUUAGGUGAUGCUUUGGUGAUUGUUGGAUUUGUCGUGUUGACUAUUGCUUCCUGGAAGGAAAUUAGUGAAGGGAAUGAGGAAGACGAAGUGGAGACCGUGAGUACGUAUUCGUUUGCUAUUAGUACCGAAGAUAAUGGGAAUAAUUAA
This is a messenger RNA of Spathaspora passalidarum NRRL Y-27907, 1434 nucleotides long. RefSeq names its product mannosylinositol phosphorylceramide synthase regulatory subunit. Bases 1 to 1434 code for a protein of 477 amino acids. The record is from RefSeq and is a predicted model, not a curated record. Lineage: Eukaryota; Fungi; Ascomycota; Pichiomycetes; Serinales; Debaryomycetaceae. The transcript has a single exon.